UGCUCGCGGUUCGAAGUUUAACCGUACAGAUUGGACGUCACUUCAAAAUCUACCAGCCCCCCCUGCUACAUGCAAAAGAAGAAUGUCGACACUGAAUAGGAACAAGCAGUUCAGAAAAGCUGUAAUGAAAUUUUGUAACAUGCUUAGUAUGAGAUAUGCAAAGCAUCUUGAAACUUCCAAGAAUAAUUCACUUGGUGAUGGUUGCAGAGUGAUUAUUCAGGAUCAAAAUGCUCCUCAAGUUGUUAAUCAUACAAAAGAUUUUUGUAUGGAAGAGCGAUGGGAUGAUUUUGAUGACAAAGAUAUCAAGAUGCUCCUUGACGAAGUUCUCAAAUACAAGCAGAUUGCUAAAUUAGAAGCAACUAAAGGUGCUCGAUACAUAUCCGAGUAUCCUCACUCAGAUGUUGGUGAUGAUGGACAUGAAUUGGAUGAGAACAACUUAGGUUCAUCAGCUACCCCUAUCAAUGUAAUAAAAAAGGAUAGUGGAAGGAGGCAAGCAUCUUCUCGAAAAAGGAGGCAAACAUCUUCCCGAAGAUCAAGACGUCGUCUUCCUAAAAGCUAUGUCAUGCUUAUGAAUCAAGUACAAAAUUCUGGUAUGCAAGCAUACAAAUCAGUGGCAGUUUCUAAUGCAAUAGAGCUAUUCAAGCUUGUAUUUUUAAGCUCUGCAAAAGGUCCAGAGGUCCCAAACAUGCUAGUUGAGACAUUGCGGCGAUACUCGGAGCAAGAUCUUUUCUCCGCCUUUAACUAUCUCAGAGACAAAAACUUCAUGAUGAUGGGUAGUGGCAUUGCUCAAUUUGUACUUUCCCAGCAGUUCUUGCAUAAUAUUUCAUUAUCUCCAUUUCCUGUUAAUACUGGAAAAAAAGCUGCUAAGAUGGUGAGGUGGCUUCAAGAGAAAGAAAAUGAUUUAUUAGAAAACGGUGUUGAUCUAUCUGCAGACCUUCAGUGUGGAGAUGUCCUCCAACUGUGUGUGCUGAUGUGUUCAGGAGAAAUAUCGAUGUUUCCUUGCCUGCCUGAUGAAGGUAUUGGAGAAGUUGAGAAUUUGAAGAAACGUAAAUGUGAUGACAAUGAAAUUUAUUUUCGUAAAGAAAAAGGUUUUCCAGGGAUAAAUUUAUCCUUGAGCUCUGAUAUAAUUCCAAGAGUUGAUGUGAUUGCAUUAUCUAGAGAUGAGAAUGCAGUUACUUCUCGUUCGAAUUUGGAGUACAGGUCACUGCCUUCUGAACUUAUUGAAGGAAUCUCAAAGUCAAAUGCUGACUCUGAGUUAACAUGGAAUGCUAUGACUUGCUAUGCAAGACACCUGGCAUCGUCUGCACAAGAAUUAUCUUCCUUUUCUCCCAAUCUUUUUAGAACUGUUCAUUCAGCCAUCCAAAAAGCUGGUGAUCAAGGCUUAAGCAUGGAGGAGAUUUCUGAGAUUAUUGGUGUUCAUGGUAUGCAGCUUUGGGAAUCGAUGCCAGAACUCCUUGUUGAGGUGCUUGAGGCAUUUGGGAGUGCUUUAAAGGUUAAUGCUUAUGAUUCUAUCCGCAUUGUUGAAUCUCUAUAUCGAUCAAAGUAUCAUUUAGCCUCAGUAGCUACCUACCAACAUGGUCUUGAUUUCAACACUCUGGAGUCUUGGCAAGAAAAUCACAAGGAUGGAGGCAAAGAUUUUGUGAAACAAACUUGCACAGACUGCAUUGAGGGGCAUACAACUACUGAUGAGGAGCAUCACAGACUAACCAUCCUAAACCGCCUAGUAGAGGUUCCCCAACCUACGAGUGAAGUUCAAAGAAAUGAUGAGACUAAAACCUACGAAGAGGAGAAUGUAAUGCCUCUAAGAACAGACCCCAAGGAAAAAAUGUUCGAACUUGAUGUUGGCGAUUCUCCUUCUUUCAAGCCAAUAUUGCCAUGGGUAAAUGGAGAUGGUACCAUCAAUGAUAUUGUUUACAAGGGACUUGUACACCGUGUUCUUGGUAUUGUGAUGCAAAAUCCUGGGAUAUUGGAGGAGCAUGUUUUAAGUCAAAUGAAUGUACUAAAUCCUCAGAGCUGUAGAAAAUUGUUGGAGCUGAUGAUUCUUGAGAGCCAUAUCAUAGUGAGGAAGAUGUAUCAGACUAUAUCCAGUAAGGCCCCAGCAAUGUUAAGCCGGCUUCUUGGUUGCAGGUAUAAGAAACCGAAACUGGUUUGCAGAGAACAUUUAUUUGCAAACCCAAGGAGUGUCCACCAUCUGUAGAAUCUGUUAGUAUAGGUGUAUAUAAUUUACGAGUGCUUUUGCUGAUUUCGGCCUUUCGGGUACAGUUUCAGAAUAUCCACCAUCUGUAGAAUCUUGUAGUUGUGCAUAAUCUACGA
Molecule: messenger RNA, 2313 nt
Organism: Erigeron canadensis
Lineage: Eukaryota; Viridiplantae; Streptophyta; Magnoliopsida; Asterales; Asteraceae
Exons: 7
Coding region: 83-2197 (704 amino acids)
Biological process (GO): 5S class rRNA transcription by RNA polymerase III; transcription initiation at RNA polymerase III promoter
Cellular component (GO): transcription factor TFIIIC complex
Molecular function (GO): DNA binding
Source: RefSeq, a predicted model, not a curated record